AUGGGUUCGGAUGUAUUCACGCCUAUUGGGACUAUGACACCCUCAACUGGCCAUAUCGGUAUGCCUCUUUUCGAAAGUCAAGCUAACCUUCCCCCUACACCCGAGCGAGGAGAAGCUAAUGUGACUCUUAGAUUUGCUGCCACAGAGGGAUUUGCUGGUGGCACGACCUACGAGGUGCGGGCAGUGGAAGUGGGUGAUAGUGGCGCUUCCUUCUGGCAUGAUCGAGUUAGUUUUGAUGUCAUCCAAAGGAACUUGACGGACAAAGCAUUCGCGAUGUAUCUCGAAUAUCCAGAUGGAGAUAAGACGGACCGCUGGUCACUAAAGCUCAGAAGCGUAGAAAACAGCCGGUGUAGAAGUGGAACAAGCUUCAUGGAAGGAACCGAAAUUCAUCAGGAGCCUCUCAAUUUCUCUAUCCCUAGAAAGAUGCGAAAUUUGAUUGUUAAUCCUUCCACGGGACGAAACAAGAAAGCGAUGGGUAACGUAACAUCUAUCAAGCGUGUACAAGGAAGAGCCAAUUAUGAGCAGAAACAGCCAGGUCCGUUCGAGUGGCUGUAG
Kwoniella mangroviensis CBS 8507 is the source of this 555-nucleotide messenger RNA. RefSeq lists its product as uncharacterized. NCBI's taxonomy places the organism in Eukaryota, Fungi, Basidiomycota, Tremellomycetes, Tremellales, Cryptococcaceae. The record is from RefSeq and is a predicted model, not a curated record. The coding region runs from base 1 to 555 and encodes 184 amino acids. The transcript has a single exon.